AUGCCAUCUUCUCCCUUCGGCGUCAAACCACUUCGCCGACCCUUGCCCACCCUUGCUGAGUUCAACUUUCCAGAAACGCAACCGCUGGAACUGCCCAGGCAACCCUCGAUUGACUCGACAACCGGCUCAGCGCAACCCCCGAGUGACUCGCCAGCCGACCCAAGGCAUCCUUCCUCACCCAAGGAACAGACAGUCUCCCUCGGCCGCAGACACCCACGAACGGAUUGGUCCCCAAACGCCGCCUGGGCUUUUCCGACGAGGACGCCGGAUUUCUUCGUGGGACGAGGACGACCGCAUUUCUUCGUGGGACGAGGUCCGUGGACUAAAGUGCGGUUGGGGGAGUGA
Dicrocoelium dendriticum is the source of this 345-nucleotide messenger RNA. NCBI's taxonomy places the organism in Eukaryota, Metazoa, Platyhelminthes, Trematoda, Plagiorchiida, Dicrocoeliidae. The record is from the annotation of a GenBank genome assembly.